AUGAAGCAAACAGUCUUUUUGUUCAUGAUGGUUUUUAUGGGAAUGGCCUACUUUGUGCAGUACAGCAUGAUUCAACACCUGGUCGAUAAUCAUGUGGACAGUAGUAGCAGUGAAGGAUUUCCAGAGCCGACGACACAACAACGACAGCUGGCAAACAAUUAUAAUAAUAGACCACAAUCGACGACAGUGACAACAACACGACCACAAUUACGGAAUCGUCUCCUACAAUCCGAGGUUCACACACAAUUACAACAAGCCAUGGCGCCCAUUGACAAUCUGGUGCAGCCACCACUGGGACCAGGUACCAAUCCAGACGAUCCUUCCUUGAAACCCUACAGUACCGAUUUGCGAGGCACGGAUAUGUCACUCCCCGAAAACAGAGCUCUGCUCGAGAAUCGCAUUGUGUAUCUCAUUACACCCACGUAUGUGCGACAGACCCAGGUAGUCGAUUUGACCCGAGUCGGACAAACGCUGCGAUUGGCACGAGAAGCGGGAUAUCAUCAUCGGCUCUAUUGGAUCAUUCUCGAGGAUGCCACCAGUUGUACCCAUCGCGUGCGACAAUUGGCACUGGAAACGGGAGUCCCCUUUGCCCACAUGGCCAUACAGACACCCCUCGCCGUCAAACGACGGCCUAAAGCGCAUCGAGGACUGGAACAACGAAAUGCUGGAUUGGAUAUUGUGGAACAAAUUGGAAAAGAUGGAGUUGUUUACUUUAUGGACGACGACAAUGCCUAUCACAUCCAAUUGUUCCACGAAUUGGCAUACACCACUCAUGUCAGCGUCUUUGGAACCGGAUUGCCCGGGGGCAGUGCCUACGAACGAUGUCACGUCGACGAACGAACUGGAAAAGUCGACAAACUACUCACCACAUGGGAAGCCCCUCGCACAUUUGCCGUCGACAUGGCCGGAUUUGCCUUUGCCACACAUCAUUUGGCACGCAAUCGAGCGAACGGAAAGGACAUGAGAUUUAACCAUGCGUCGAAAUCGGGAUAUCUGGAAAAUGAUCUCAUGUUGUUUGCCGCACGGACUGUACCCGAGUUGGAACCGUUGGCGGCCAAUUGUACCAGAAUACUGGCAUGGCAUGUCAAAACAAAAGGAAAUGAUCUGUAUUACAAUCCAGAACCCAACAAGGAACGAUUCAAUCUCUACAAGGGAUUGGUAUAG
Molecule: messenger RNA, 1164 nt
Organism: Seminavis robusta
Lineage: Eukaryota; Bacillariophyta; Bacillariophyceae; Naviculales; Naviculaceae
Source: the annotation of a GenBank genome assembly